This is a messenger RNA of Panonychus citri (citrus red mite), 1429 nucleotides long. RefSeq names its product protein kinase C-binding protein 1-like. Gene Ontology annotation, biological process: regulation of transcription elongation by RNA polymerase II. Gene Ontology annotation, molecular function: transcription corepressor activity; protein binding. The record is from RefSeq and is a predicted model, not a curated record. The transcript has 5 exons. Lineage: Eukaryota; Metazoa; Arthropoda; Arachnida; Trombidiformes; Tetranychidae. The coding region runs from base 121 to 1344 and encodes 407 amino acids.
CAAAUUUUUCUCUUUCUUUUUGUUCGCUGAUUAGUUAUUUGUUUUUCUCCUCUUCAAUUGUUAUGUUGCAAUUAACAUGUUCUGCUUUUGAUUUGAUUCGUUUUAAUUGUUAAUUGUGAAAUGUUGGGCACUAAUUUUAAUUUACUUCACUUUGUUAACGAUCAAAGAUUUUCCAUCCGAACUGGUCAGGCUUUUUGUUGGCUUUGUCAAGGUAAUUGGGCUAAUAUUAAUUGUCACCAUUGUUUCCGUUAUUAUCAUCAUGAGUGUUGCCUAUCGGAUGGACGAUUAGCUACUGAUCGCCUUUUUUACCGUACAUCUGAUGGUUUACAAUUUGUUUCCAAGUGUAAUGAGUGUAUUCUCAUUGAUGUUAUUCAUGACCGAUGGGAUAAAGGUUCAGAAUUUAGAAAAAUGACCCCAAGAAAUAUUCAACGAUUAGUUUCAUUAAUAUGGUCAAGAAUUUCUUGUUUUAUCACCGCUAACAUAGAUUUUGCAGUUCGAGGAUUAUCCAAAACUUGGGUAAAUUGUCCAAUUAAUUUCGAUACCAUUGAUCUUAGGGUUAAAAAUGGUACCUAUGAAUAUCCCUAUCAAAUGUUGACCGAUUUGUCUUUAAUCAAUCACAAUCUUCGGUUGGUUCACCAAGAUAAAUUUUUCAUCGAUUCACUGGUUAAUUUUAUGGCCUCCGUUUACUCGCUAUUCAAUAGAUGUGAAGCUUGUCCCUAUUGUUUAGAAAGCUCGUUUUCUCAACGACCUAACUGGAUAAUUGAAACAUGUCCAUGGGGCCAUCCAUUGAUCUUUGUAAAUCUCAAAGAUCAAUCAUGGCCUGGUAAAUUGCUUCGUUAUCACCAUCAUUCAAAUCUUGCUGAUGUACUACUAUUUGGAUCACUUGAAUGGUAUCAAAUUGCUGCUAGUGAUUGUCGUCACUUCGUAACAACUGAUUACUCUCUUCCAAUAGCAUCAAUUUCCCAUAGAAAGGCUGUUCUUGAUUCACUAAGAUAUUUAAACAAUAUUGUUUACUGUUUCCCUACAAAGAUUACUCUUAAUUCACGAUCUGUUUAUGCUGAAAUCAAAGAUUUCGUAGUUAUCUCAAGAGAUCAAUCGACUAACUCAUCAUCAUCAUCUACAUCUACAUCAAAUUCGAACAGUUCAAUUAAUCUUGACAAAUGGACAGCAGAAAGGGUUGCAAGUAUCACUCACUUUAUUCUUAAUAUGGAAAAUCAGAUAACAACAACCACCCCAUUCGAAUUGGAUAGAUAUUCACAAGCGGUUAUGGAUGCCAGACAAUUGCUUUUGGAUGAUUCUGAUGAUGAAGAAAAUUUCGUUAAUGAUGUAACCAUUGAUAGAUAAUCAUCUGAAUAAUAUACUACGCGAUAUGUAUUAGUAUAUCUGAUGAUACAAUUAUACAAGGAUUAUAACGUGAAAACCUUGACAA